UGUGGUAACACCGCGGAUCUUCCUCCUCCUCCUCCUCCUCCUCCUGCUCCUCGCGGGCGCUUCCGGCGCGGCGGCGGCGGCGAAGCCCCUCGGGAGCAGCGGGGGCUCGGCGGGCCGGGGCAGGCUUCCCCCCGGCUGUGCCCCCCUUGGGAACUGAGCAGUCAGGGCAGCUGUUCAGGGCUGGGGUGUCCCAUUAAGUUGCUCACUGAACUGGACAAUAGAUAUCACAAGUUCUUCAAGUAUUCUUGCACAACGAGGAAAAAGAAGAGACAUUUCAGUGAAUGAGGAGUUUUUUGCUUCUAUAGUGUUUUCCUUGAGAAGUGGCUCUUUGAAUGAGGAUGACAAUGGAAGAGAUGAAGAAUGAAGCAGAGACCACUUCUAUGGUUUCCAUGCCUCUCUAUGCUGUUAUGUACCCUGUCUUUAAUGAGCUAGAAAGAGUAAAUCUGUCUGCAGCUCAGACACUGAGAGCAGCUUUUAUUAAGGCUGAAAAAGAAAAUCCAGGUCUUACACAGGACAUCAUCAUGAAAAUUCUGGAGAAGAAAAGUGUGGAUGUGAAUUUCACAGAGUCUCUCCUGCGUAUGGCAGCUGAUGAUGUAGAAGAGUAUAUGAUUGAAAGACCUGAACCUGAAUUCCAAGAUCUUAAUGAAAAGGCACGAGCACUUAAACAGAUUCUUAGUAAGAUUCCAGAUGAGAUCAAUGACAGAGUGAGGUUUCUUCAGACAAUCAAGGACAUUGCAAGUGCAAUAAAGGAGCUCCUUGACACAGUAAAUAAUGUCUUCAAGAAAUACCAGUACCAGAACCGGCGGGCACUUGAGCACCAAAAGAAAGAGUUUGUAAAAUACUCCAAAAGUUUCAGUGAUACUCUGAAAACCUAUUUUAAAGAUGGAAAGGCAAUAAAUGUGUUCAUAAGUGCCAACCGACUAAUUCAUCAAACCAACUUGAUACUCCAGACCUUCAAAACUGUGGCCUGAAAACUGUAUAUGUUGAGAGUUGUACUUUUCAAUGGUGGAUAGGGUACCUUUAUAUGUAAAUUUUAAAGUUUUGACUGUAUAAAUUAUCAGCCCCUCUCGAGGGGCCUAAUGCAGGAUUUUGAAUGGGAUUAUUGCCAUCUUACACCAUAUUUUUGUAAAACAUUGUAGCUUAAUCAUAAUCUCACAAGAAAGAUUUUGCAUCACUUUUUGCUAUUAUCAUUCUUUUCAGAAUUAUAAGCCAAAAGAAUUUACGCCUUAAUGUGUCAUUAUGUAACAUUCCUUACAAGAAUUGUAAAUAUUUGGUGUUCUGUUUCUGACAUUUUAACUUGAAAGCGGAAAACUGCAAGAUUAUGUAUUUAACAAUAUUGGUGGCAAAUAUUCAAUAAAUAGUUUACAUCUGUUA
Molecule: messenger RNA, 1374 nt
Organism: Haemorhous mexicanus (house finch)
Lineage: Eukaryota; Metazoa; Chordata; Aves; Passeriformes; Fringillidae
Gene: PDCD10
Product: programmed cell death 10
Exons: 9
Coding region: 333-971 (212 amino acids)
Biological process (GO): regulation of Golgi organization; positive regulation of MAP kinase activity
Cellular component (GO): Golgi apparatus; FAR/SIP/STRIPAK complex
Molecular function (GO): protein kinase binding
Source: RefSeq, a predicted model, not a curated record